This is a messenger RNA of Pelagomonas calceolata, 1265 nucleotides long. The record is from the annotation of a GenBank genome assembly. NCBI's taxonomy places the organism in Eukaryota, Pelagophyceae, Pelagomonadales, Pelagomonadaceae.
CUUAAACAUGGGGAGGGCCGAGGAAUCGAAGCAGUAGCGCGAAUAUAUAGGUCGCCAUGGUCCUCGACUGCCUGGCGGACUGUUUGUCGUUCCCGUGCUUCUUCGGCAACGCGCAGGACGUGGCCCUCUGGGGCCGGCCGAUCUGUGUGUACGCGGGCUGGCUCGCGGCGGCCGGCGCGACGGACGGCGCGCGGCCGGUCGACGCCGCGGCGCUGCCGCGCAUGCUCCGGUGCCACCUCGUGCUGCUGGUCGUGGUGACGAUCGCGCUGCUCUUCGACCACCUCGUGGAGGGCGUCGUCGACGCGCCGGCCUUCGCGCUGUCGGCGGCGCAGCUGCUCGCGGCGGCGGGCGCGCUCGCGGCGCUCAACGCGCCGCACAACCGCGUGGCGCCGCCACCCGCGCUGCGGCGGCGGCGGGCGGCGCUGCUCUCCGCCUUCCUGUGGGCGUCGAACGCGUGCCUCAUCCUCGACGUCGUCUUCUCGGCGCUGUGCGUCGUGGGCGGCCACGAGGAGCCGGUCGUGUCCCUCGACCUGGCCGCGAAGGUGGCCCUGCUCCUCUUCGUGACGUCGCUGCCCUUCUUCGCGCUCGACCGCGAGCUCGCCGCGAGCCGGAGCGAGCUCACGUUCGUCUGGAAGAUCUGGACCAUCGAGGCCGUGGACUUCUGCACCAUCCUCUACGGCGCGAUCGACUACGCGGCGGCGGAGCGGCGGCGGAACGCGGUGCUCGGCGUCGCGCCGCCGCCGGGCCUCUUCGACCCCUGGGGCGGCCUCUGGGCCGCGCCGUGGCGCGCGUGGUCGCCCGCGCUGCGCGUCUACGUGGCCGCGUUCGUCGCGAACGCGGUGCUCUUCGGCGGCCUCGCGUCGGGGCUGCUCGCGCGCGCGCUCACGGCGCGCGAGGACGAGCACGUCGUGGAGCGGGCGGGCUACAUGUUCGUGGCGACGUACGUCUUCGCGCUGGACGCCGUGACGGACCUGCCCGUCUGGUUCGCGAGCCUCGUGACGCGCGCCUACGUGCACAACCUGUACCUGACCUUCAACGUCGUCAUCAACCUGCUCGCGCUCGUGCGCGGCAUCUACAUCUGCCUCGUGGCGUGCCUCCUGCCGCUCGGGCCGCCGCCGCGGCUCCUCGGGCCCGACGCCGACCCCGCGCUCUACGGCGCGACGCGCGUGGCGUCGACGGAGUCGCUCUCGCGGCUCGAGCGCGCGACCUCGUCCUCGCUUUCCGAGCUCGAGGCGGACCGGCCGCCGCCGCCGCCGCUUGUGUAA